GAUUUUCAAUCACUCAAGGUUGUGUUCCAUUUAUUUGUGAAAUACAUUAAACUCUUAAAAAAAAGAUAACCGAUAAUCUUGACGUGUAGACUACAUAAAUUUCUAUAUUUAAAUUACUUUCAUUUGCAUGAACAAACUUCUUUUUUUAAUAUUUCACGCAAGCUAUAAUUCUCUGGCAACGCUCGCUGUCAAUUUUCAUCAAGCGCGAACCCGUUCUCUUGCUCUUUCCACCCAGUUUGGCACGCGCUCUCUUUCUCCCUUUUUCACACACUUUUCACACGCAUUUGACAAAAUAAUAAAAACAAUUUCCGAAUUCUAGUGAAAAGUUUUUGUACAUUGCCGUCUGCGAAAGUGUUGUUUGCAAAAAAAUUUUCUGUCAUACAAAACAAUGAGAAAAUAAUAAUUAAAAUAAUUCAGUACUAUCUUUCAUAUUUAUCUAUUUCGGUGUAAAAUAUGUCAAAUAUUGCAAUCAAAACAGAGAAGCUGGAUGAAGAGCAGCAGGAGGAGAUUGGCAUUGAAAAUAGAGCCGAAAGUGAGGAUGGUGUUAGUAGUAGACAGGAUCAUGUAAAAAUCACAACGUCGUUGGAUAUGUGUAAUUCGGCUGGUGGUGCUAAAAGGCAAUUAGAAAUGGGACGGAAGACAAAUAUGCGUCAGCCCCAACAAAUUCCACCCCAACCUACUGCUUUACUAAAAAAUAAUAGUACCAGUUGUGACAGUAAUAGCGGUCUUGUUAACCCCAGCCAUGAAAUUAAUAACACUAAAAAAUCCGCACUGUCCAAAUCUCGGUGUGGCGAGGUCUUUGUGUCUAAUAAUGCAAGACAAUGGACAUUUAUUUGUACAUUUUGCAACAAAAGCACACGUGACAUUGGCGAAUUUAUAUGUCAUAUUAAAAUCAAACAUUUGGGUGGUUUCGCAGACGAUGGUGAUGAAACAGAUGAUGGAGAAUACGAUGGAAAUCAACCAUCCAAUUUCUAUGAACAAGAUCAAGAUUAUUUGGAUUGCGGCAACUACUUAGAUGUGAACGUACACACUGAAUCCGAGGAUUACAGUGUUAAUGGGCAAGAUCACUUGGCAUCAUAUCGUCAACAAAUGGGCAUUAAUAAUGCGCCGCAACGACACACGUCGGUUGAUACCGCGGCCAGUGAGGCAAAAAGCCAAGUGGAUGGAAACAAAAAGAAGAAAAUUAAUAAUGUUGAAAAUAUGCAACAUUCGGGUGAAAAUGACGCAAAUUUUCAAUCAUAUCCAAAUAAAAACACACAAAAAACUUCAACACCUGUUGUUAAUAUGAAAAACAAUGCGAAUGGAGGUGACAGUAUGACGUACGAUGCUUCCGACUACACUUCUGGAAAAGAUGACUUUGACCUAACCAAUCCUUAUGACAAUGAAGAUGAGGAAGAUUUCGAUAAUCAGCUAUUCAUAGCACCAAACGACUCGUUGGAUGCCAGCGCAACAGAUGGCCGCGAAAUGAAAGCUAAACGCCGACAAAUACGUGGUACUGCCUAUUGUGCCCUAUGCAACAAGACCUUUCAAUAUUACUCCUUGUAUCGCAAUCAUAUGAUUAAACAUUCUAAUGAGACACCGUUCAAAUGUCCAAUUUGUAAGAAGGGUUUCAAAUCUAAGCAAGCCAUACGUUAUCACAUGAAUACCCAUCAGAAGGAGAAACAAUUCAAAUGCACUGUUUGUAGCGCCUCUUAUGGCACGGAAAACCAUUUCAUUUCACAUAUUAUGACCCACGAAAGCGCUACCGCUUUUCCAUGUUUGGUUUGCGGCCAAGUGUUAAGCAGUAGCAAGGAACGCGACAUACAUAUGGCUAAUCAUAAGGAGGAGCGACCAUUUCGCUGUGACUAUUGCAACAAACUCUUCCGAUUAAGGCAUCAUUUGUCGAACCAUUUGAAGAUGCAUCGUAAAUAUCGGUGUGACUACUGCAAAGAGAUAUUCACUAGCGCUAUAUAUUUGCGUAAACCAUACGCUUGUCCUGGCUGUGAAAACACACCAGAAGCGCGACGUGACUCUGCAAAUACUGCAAGCGCUAAAGUGGGACGUAUUGCUGGUAGUAGUAAUGUAAACCCGUUGGAAAUUUUUGAAACAGUUAUACCGGGACAAACUCAACAAGGUAAUGAGUUUGCGCAGAUGGUUACAGAUUCCGAGGGUGAAGGCGAUGAGGAUGAUGAAGAUGAUGAGGAUGAAGAUGAGAAUGAUAAUGGCGAAGAUGAUGAUGACGAUAAUGAAGCGCAAGGCUCACGGAUGGAAGAGGACGGUGUUGAAAAUGAUCAGCAUAUGACCAGAAGAGCAGCCGAGCAGAUCGAUACCGACGAUGACGACGAAGACACUUAUGAAGACAGCGUAUCGGCAAGUACCGGAACAAUUGGUAGCGCCGGGCAUAGGCUGAAUGCGUAUGGUGAUGCUGCCGGCGGGGGCAUUAAGCGAUAUGUAUGUAAAUUUUGUUCACGCAAGUAUUCUCAUCCCAGUGGCUUGAACUAUCACAUGCGUCAUAAGCAUAGGUAAUGCUAAUAAUUGGGAAAUUUAAUGCAUUACGUCUAACAAAAGUGAGACUACAGAAGGCAGUUAUUUAAAUAUACAAAAGUACAUUGGUAUUUUAGACAUACACACAUAACAUAUGCACUGACCAAAA
Ceratitis capitata (Mediterranean fruit fly) is the source of this 2632-nucleotide messenger RNA. RefSeq names its product zinc finger protein 423. Lineage: Eukaryota; Metazoa; Arthropoda; Insecta; Diptera; Tephritidae. The record is from RefSeq and is a predicted model, not a curated record. Gene Ontology annotation, molecular function: DNA-binding transcription factor activity, RNA polymerase II-specific; RNA polymerase II cis-regulatory region sequence-specific DNA binding. The transcript has 2 exons. The coding region runs from base 454 to 2505 and encodes 683 amino acids. Gene Ontology annotation, biological process: regulation of transcription by RNA polymerase II. Gene Ontology annotation, cellular component: nucleus.